Molecule: messenger RNA, 2532 nt
Organism: Pomacea canaliculata
Lineage: Eukaryota; Metazoa; Mollusca; Gastropoda; Architaenioglossa; Ampullariidae
Product: hsc70-interacting protein-like
Exons: 13
Coding region: 168-1271 (367 amino acids)
Molecular function (GO): protein dimerization activity; Hsp70 protein binding
Source: RefSeq, a predicted model, not a curated record
AACAAACUUUUUUUGUUGGGGCGAAGGGAGACACAAAAAGGUCAAGGACACAAACUCACGCUUGAGCCGAAACGCCUGGAACUGUUAUAUUAUCGUCAAGAUUGUGCGUACGACGCUGUUAUAUCGUAGACAGCUAAAAUUUUCAAGGGAUACAUCAAGUGACAACUAUGGAUUCAUCACAGCUUUCCUUGUUGCGGAAAUUUGUGGAGAUGUGUAAAGCGGAUUCCAAUAUUCUUCACGUGGCAGAUUUGGCAUUCUAUAGGGAAUAUCUUGAGUCGCUUGGAGCAAGAAUUCCUCCUCAUCGGGCCACAGACCCUGUGAAUGAGGAAGCCAAGUCAUCAAAGCCAACACAGAAGCCACCUGAACCAGAACCUGAAGAAGAGGAAGAAGAAGAAAUUGAGAGUGAUGUUGAACUGGACAACACUGGUGUCAUUACUGAUGAAGAUGAGGACAUGCCAGAAUAUGCAGAUAUUAAUACUGAGGUCACUGAUGACAUGAUCGACCAAGCUAGUGACAAGAGAAAUGCAGCAAUGGAUGCUGCAGGAGAAGGUCACUUUGAGGAUGCUAUCCAGUUGUAUACUGAAGCUAUUAAAUUAAACCCCAUGUCUGCUCUUUUAUAUGCCAAGAGAGCUAGCGUAUAUUUGAAGAUGAACAAACCCAAGAAGGCGAUUCAUGAUAGCACAAAAGCUAUUGAGCUAAAUCCUGACUCUGCCCAAGGAUACAAAUGGCGUGGAAAGGCCCAGAAAAUGUUGGGGAACUGGGAAGAUGCCUACCACGAUCUGACUCUGGCUGGAAAACUGGAUUUUGAUGAUGACAUUAAUGAGGCUUUGCAUGCUGUUACACCUAACGCAAAGAAGCUGAUGGAGCACAAGCGCAAAUAUGAGAGGAUACGAGAAGAGAAGGAACUAAAGAAGCGUAAGGAAAGGAUCCGAAAAGCCAGGGAAGAGUAUGAGAAACAAAAGGAGGAGCAGAGUCAUCAUGAAGGACCCACUGGAGGCUUUCCUGGAUUCCCUGGAGCAUUUCCAGGAUCAACAGGUGGAAUGCCAGGUAUGCCAGAUAUGGCCAGUCUUCUUCAAGACCCAGAACUCCUGGCAGCUUUUCAGGAUCCAGAGGUGUCUGCUGCUUUCCAGGAUGUGGCUGCCAAUCCAGCUAACAUUUCCAAGUACCAGAAUAACCCUCGUGUGCAGAGUGUUAUCAACAAGUUGGCAGCCAAAUUUGGAACUGGAGGGUCUGGCAUGGGGAGAGGAGGAAUGGGUGAGGGUAAAGUGUAAGAUGGUGCCUGCUUCCAAGACCAAGAGACAUUUCAGAGAAGGAUCACCAGUAAACUGCUCCUUUCAUGCUGAAUAAACAAGAGUUCAUCUCUGUGAUUUUGCAGACUUUAAAGUGGCUGGAGUUGUGUUAAAUGGAAACUCCCAGAAUGUGUACUUUACCUGUUGCUGUUAAGCUAUUCUCUGUUGUUAAAUGUUCUGAUAAAGUGCUGCUACUUGAAAACAUUUAAGGUUAUUAAUAGAGGGAUUAUAAUUUGUGUAUGAAGGUUUUUUGCUCUCUGAUGGGUGUUUCAUUUUAGUGUAUGGAAGUCCUCUUGUGAGAAUUUUUAUGCAAGACAUUGAACAGCAGGUUGUUGAUUUAAAAUUGAAAUCAUUCACUUUCAUGGAAAUUUGAUGAGAGAUCAUUUGGUUUCACAUAAUAAACUGUGUAUGUGUUGAAUGGCAUAGUAAAGGUUUAUGUUAAGCACAUGAUACAAGUUUUCAUGAUAUUUUUAACUUUUUGCAGCUUGUAUGCUCUAUUAUUCAUUUCAACAAUUACCAUUUUUUUUUCAAUGGGCAGACUAACCAAUGUAUUGCAGUUGCUCUCAGCCACUUCGAGAUUGUUUGAAUUCCAGUAUACUUUCAAGAACUUUCAGUAUGUAAAGUGCUCACCUUUUGGCACUGGCAAAAGGCACUAUACAAAUAUGUUGUAUUAUUAGUAUUAACUAUGUGUACCACUCAUUACUUUCUUGAGAAAACUGUUUAAAACAUUGUCUUCAGUAAUUAGUGUAUUUAUAUUUGCCCUGCUAGAUGUCCAAACACAAUGCUAUAGCUUUUGAUUGCAAGAAUUAUGUGUACCUUUCUGUGGGAUUUGAAAUGAACAUUUGAUUAUUCAUGUUUUACUGUUUGCAUUUCUUGAUAACAAACCAAUAACAUUUUAUAGAAAAGAUGUUUUUGUUCCAAGAUCUUGUCUGUGGUCCAUUGAUAGCAUAUAAAACAGAAAAAUCAUGCAUUGUUUUUAAACAAGCACAGCUGUAAUUCCUUGUAAUAAAUUCACAACAAACACUUCAUAGUUACAACAGCAGCAAAAUGUAUUCCCCAUUAUCCUACAUGCUCAGGUGUCUCUUACUAGGACAGUUUAUGGAGAACACAAGUUGAACAAUACCUGAGAUCUGUCAUUGCAUGAACUUGAAAGAGAAAAAAAAAUGUGUAACGUGAAGCAAAUGUUCCACUGGAUUUAUAGUCACUGAUUUAUGCAUUAUAAAAAUAUAAUAAAUCCACUUUG